AUGAAAUCCCUAGCCAACAAAAAUGGUCAAGGUGGGGGGGUCCACUAUAGCACAUUUGAGGUUUUGGCAGGCCACCCUUGGAAAUGUGUUUGCAAAGCACGUGACGUGCCACGUGAUGAAGAGACGAGAUUGUACUUUCCUGUGAAUGGAAGGCCAUUUUUGCAGCCACGGCAAAUUGCUCUAGCGGGUGAUCUCCAAACCAAACCAUUGUCGUAUGGGGUGAGUCUUAUUCAUGAAACUUUGGUCAAAAUGAACAAUGACUACUUAAGGUCAGCAAUUGACUAUCUUGAGCUUCAACCUGAUAUAUCACCCAUUAGACGUGGAGCCCACCUUUAUCAGAGUCCAAAUUUUGGGAUCACUAGUUGGUCUAGGAUGGGAACACAUGAUGCUGAUUUUGGGUGGGGCCGACCAUGUUACAUGGGAAUCGCUGCAAUAAGCUUUGAGGGAAAAUCUUAUAUUGUGCCUUCUGCAGCUGACGAUGGGGGUUAUGUCUUUGAUUAUAGCCUUGCACGAUGA
Molecule: messenger RNA, 516 nt
Organism: Morus notabilis
Lineage: Eukaryota; Viridiplantae; Streptophyta; Magnoliopsida; Rosales; Moraceae
Product: shikimate O-hydroxycinnamoyltransferase
Exons: 1
Coding region: 1-516 (171 amino acids)
Molecular function (GO): acyltransferase activity, transferring groups other than amino-acyl groups
Source: RefSeq, a predicted model, not a curated record